AGACGACAUAUCGUGGUUGCAAAUAACUGUCACCUCUUGAAAUGUUCUGUUUAAUUUGUUUGUCUUGUUAAAAAGUAAAGCCAGCGGAGUUUCACUCCAGUCUUCUUCUCCAGCAAAGCCGCCACCACGACGCUCCAAUCAGGCGCUCAGGUCACUGUUGAAGCUCUCUUUUUAGUCGUUAUAGAGCUACUGCAAUCAAAUUGCAAUUAAUGCCUAGGGUUUUGUUUUUUUCUCCAUUAAUUUAUCCUCGCUUUUGUGCAAGUUCAAGGCCAAUUGUUAGAAUGUCUGCAAUUGAGAGCAAAACGUUUAGUAUAUCUUCUGAAUCCAUGGCUAUAAAGCCUCCUUCACAUCCAACUUACGAUUUGAAUGGUGUCAUUAAACUAGCCCUCGCUGAAGAUGCUGGUGAUCGAGGGGAUGUAACCUGUAUGGCAACUAUUCCAUUUGAUGUGGAAGUGGAAGCACAUUUCUUGGCGAAGGAGGAUGGUGUAGUUGCUGGAAUUGCACUUGCUGAGAUGGUAUUUCAUGAAGUUGAUCCUUCUCUGAAGGUGGAGUGGUCUCAAAAGGAUGGAGAUUAUGUUCGUAAAGGAUUGCAGUUUGGGAAAGUUUAUGGACGGGCGCACAGCAUUGUUGUGGCCGAAAGGGUAGUUCUAAAUUUUAUGCAGCGGAUGAGUGGAAUAGCAACUUUGACAAAGGCAAUGGCUGAUGCUGCAUGCCCUGCAUAUAUUUUAGAGACAAGAAAAACUGCUCCAGGUCUACGUUUGGUGGAUAAAUGGGCGGUACUAAUUGGUGGAGGGAGGAAUCACAGAAUGGGUUUAUUUGAUAUGGUGAUGAUAAAAGAUAAUCAUAUAUCAGCAGCUGGAGGGAUUAAGAAUGCCAUCAGAUCUGUGGAUGAGUAUUUAGAGAAAAGGAAUCUUCAAAUGGAGGUUGAGGUUGAGACAAGGACACUUGAGGAGGUAAAGGAGGUAUUACAUUAUGCCUCUGAAACAAAGACUUCUCUCACCAGGAUAAUGUUGGACAACAUGGUUGUACCUAUAUUAAGUGGAGAUGUUGAUGUAUCAAUGCUGAAAGAAGCCGUGGAAUUGAUAAAUGGCAGAUUUGAGACCGAGGCAUCAGGAAAUGUGACAAUUGAAACGGUUCAUAAAAUUGGACAAACUGGGGUGACCUACAUUUCCAGUGGUGCGCUAACACAUUCUGUCAAAGCACUUGAUAUCUCCCUCAAAAUCGACACAGAUUUAGCACUUCAAGUCGGAAGGCGUACAAAACGAGCAUAAAAUUCUUUUCACAUCACAUAUACUUCUGGGUUUCACAGGAAAAUUCAACAGGCAACACACUUUUGUUCUCCUUUCGGCCACAAUAAGAAAAGAAAAGCAAGAACCUGGUCUUUUACCCCCCAAGGAAAAUUGACAAUUUUUGUACCAUUCAACCUCAUUCCAUUGAAAACAUUCAGGAAUACGUAAGUUUUCGACCCAAUAAUACAAAUUAUCUGUUUUCAUUUUAGCUUUAACUUUCCCCGGAAGCUGAAGCAAAUUGUGUUUAAAAAGUUUACAUUCUAGCAGGCUUACAAGUUACACUUUUCCUGUA
Molecule: messenger RNA, 1581 nt
Organism: Mangifera indica (mango)
Lineage: Eukaryota; Viridiplantae; Streptophyta; Magnoliopsida; Sapindales; Anacardiaceae
Product: nicotinate-nucleotide pyrophosphorylase [carboxylating], chloroplastic
Exons: 11
Coding region: 210-1271 (353 amino acids)
Biological process (GO): NAD+ biosynthetic process; quinolinate catabolic process
Cellular component (GO): cytoplasm
Molecular function (GO): nicotinate-nucleotide diphosphorylase (carboxylating) activity
Source: RefSeq, a predicted model, not a curated record